This is a messenger RNA of Eufriesea mexicana, 1372 nucleotides long. RefSeq names its product putative ATPase N2B. The record is from RefSeq and is a predicted model, not a curated record. Gene Ontology annotation, cellular component: mitochondrion; cytoplasm. The transcript has 7 exons. Lineage: Eukaryota; Metazoa; Arthropoda; Insecta; Hymenoptera; Apidae. Bases 14 to 1372 code for a protein of 452 amino acids. Gene Ontology annotation, molecular function: ATP binding; ATP hydrolysis activity.
GAAACUUUUUUCUAUGAUGACUUACUUGUUACCAAAAAGAUUUUUGAAUCAGAAUUAUUUUACAAAUUUACUAUCACGAUUUCAAUCCUAUGAAUUCAUCCAAAAUCAUGGAUAUGUUUAUGAUGUUACUUUGAUUGAAAAAGGCCCAAUUGCUAUGCUGAAAAAUAAAAUAGCAAAAGGAGAAUUAAUGGAAGAUGAACAUCAAAUAAAAGUUACUAAGACAUUACAAGGUAUUUAUGAAGAACUAAAUGGAUAUAAACCUGAAGAAUUCAACUUAUUAGACAAGUGGCUUGGUAGAAAAAGAAAGCAACCACCAAAAGGACUAUAUCUUUAUGGAGCAGUUGGUGGAGGUAAAACCAUGUUGAUGGAUCUUUUCUAUCAAUGUUGUCAGAUUGAAAACAAAAAAAGAGUACACUUUCAUUCUUUUAUGUUGGGUGUACAUAAUAAGGUGCAUGAAAUAAAAAAAAGUAUUAUAAGAGAUGUCAGUAGUACAAAACUCCAACCGUUUGACCCAAUACCACCAGUUGCAAAAAGUAUUACUGAAGAAGCUUGGUUACUUUGUUUUGAUGAAUUUCAGGUAACUGAUAUUGCAGAUGCUAUGAUAUUAAAGCGAUUAUUCACUGAACUUUUUAAUAAUGGUGUAAUUGUUAUUGCAACUAGUAAUAGAGCACCCGAUGAUUUAUAUAAAAAUGGACUACAAAGGGGGAACUUUAUUCCAUUUAUACAAGUUCUGAAAAAUUAUUGUAUUAUAAAUUCCCUAGAUUCAGGUAUAGAUUAUAGAUUGAAAACAGGACUUAGAGACGAAAAGAUUUAUUUCAUAAAAGGAGAGGAUGCAACAAGUGAUGUAGACAAAGUGUUUAAAUAUUUAUGCUCAAAGGAAAAUGAUGUUGUGAGAUCUCGAACUAUUUCUAUAAGGGGCCGUAAUGUUACAUUUAAAAGAACCUGUGGUCAGGUGUUGGAUACAACUUUUGAAGAGUUAUGUGAUAGACCACUUGGUGCCAGUGAUUAUUUAGAACUAAGUCAAGCAUUUCAUACAGUUAUUAUAAGAGAUGUGCCACAGCUAAAUUUUCGUCUUAAAUCUCAAACUAGAAGAUUUAUUACAUUAAUUGACACAUUAUAUGAUAAUAAGGUACGUGUUGUAAUAUCUGCAGCUGUACCACAUACAGAACUUUUUGUACCAGAAAAAGACAGUGAAUAUACAGAUGAAAAACGAAUGUUAAUGGAUGAUUUAAAAAUAUCACAUGGAUCAGAUGAUCAUAAAUCUAAUCUUUUUACUGGAGAAGAAGAACUUUUCGCUUUCGAUCGUACUGUAUCACGCCUUUCGGAAAUGCAAACUACACAGUAUUGGGAACAAUGGCAACAGUAUAGAUAA